Molecule: messenger RNA, 1344 nt
Organism: Naumovozyma castellii
Lineage: Eukaryota; Fungi; Ascomycota; Saccharomycetes; Saccharomycetales; Saccharomycetaceae
Product: LIM domain-binding protein
Exons: 1
Coding region: 1-1344 (447 amino acids)
Source: RefSeq, a predicted model, not a curated record
AUGUCACUAAUGGAAAAAAUUAUUCAUUACAAGCAACCAAACCUAAAAUUACCUCAGCAUCAAGCAUAUUCACUACACGCAUACCCUCACUCAGAACCGCCCAAAUACGAUAAAUUAAACCCAGCUUUCACAGCAAAGACUAACUAUGACCACAACCAGGAUGAAUUUUAUAACGGAUUGAAUGACGAAAACAAUAGCACACUAUUGGAAUCCCCAAAUUUUACAUUCGAUCACCUCUCACCAGCAUCGUACCCGAUGGAUUUCUCCAUGGAUGAAAACGUUCAUGAAGACAUAAUACCAGCGGACAUUAACAGCAAAGUAAAUAAUAAUAUUUCCGAACAGAACAACAGCAUACCGGAACGUAUAGACUACGCGGCUAUUUAUACUUCGUAUGAGGCAAGGACAUAUCUUUCCAACGUCGCGAAUUCCAGAAUAAGGCAAAUGAUACUGUACGUUAAUAAUUCCAAGGAUAACAUGAAUAAUGUCUCAUAUUGGAAACGCUUUGUAGAGGAGUUUUUCGAUCGUGAUUGUCAAUUGAAUAUAUCCAUGAGGUUGGGUUCUGAAAUUGAGAUUUUCGAAAUCUUGGGAAUUCUAUUACCACAGAUGGUACUACAGUUUGGUCAUAUGGGUGUGAUGAAAUUGGAAAUUACACCGGGGGAAAUUCAUACACAAUUGUUGAAUGACGGAACUAAAUUUUUCGAUUGUUUGAGCAACACUUACUAUUUCCAUUAUGAAGAUGGUAGUCAUCAUAAACUUUAUCUCGAGCUGCAUGGGAUAUUUACAGUAGAUUUGAAAGUUAAAUGGAUUGAUGUGCAAGUGAGAGGCAGUACAUAUUGUGUGGAUUGGAAUUCUGUUGAGAGUUUGGUUACGGGGAAAACGGUUCAAAAUAUAGUGGCAGGUCCAACUCCAACUGAGGAUAAUGAUAAUGAGAACGAAAAUAAAAUUGAAAUCGAGGAUGAAGAUAAGAAGAAGAUGAAGGAGUUACAAUCACACUUUAAUGUGUUUAAGAACACCACUGAAUUUGGAAUUAUUAAAAAUAUGGCCAGGUUGUUUCAAGUUAAUCAAGUGAUGUCCAAGAUGAUUGACUUGAUGAAAUAUCAUAGAAAGAUAAAUUCAGUAAAUCCUAUCACGUCUCUAAACGAAUACGUCCAGGCUAACAAAGCGUUGAUUGUGAAUAAACCCAUCAAGAGAACAAGAAAGAGACGUGCAGAGGAAGACCAUAAUACAUGGUUUAAACAUUUGAAGAAAAUGGCCGUGCCAGAAGGACUAGAGAGUCGAACAACGCCAACUUUGAAGAAAAGAAAGAUUAUCCAAAUGCGAUCGGGUCCAACAGUUCAAACAUGA